CACAAACGUACGGACGAAUGAUAUCACAAACGUACGGACGAAUUAAAUCACAAACAUACGGACGAAUGAUACCACAAACGUACGCACAAACGUACGGACGAACGAUAUCACAAACGUACGAACGAAUGAUACCACAAACGUACGGACGAAUGGUAUCACAAAUGUACGGAAGAAUGA
This is a messenger RNA of Mytilus trossulus (common blue mussel), 177 nucleotides long. RefSeq lists its product as uncharacterized. The annotation marks the transcript as partial. The transcript is spliced from 2 exons. NCBI's taxonomy places the organism in Eukaryota, Metazoa, Mollusca, Bivalvia, Mytilida, Mytilidae. The record is from RefSeq and is a predicted model, not a curated record.